GGUGCCGCCAAGAUGAAGGUGGUGGAGGAGCCCAACACGUUCGGCCUCAACAACCCGUUCCUGCCCCAAACUAAUCGUCUCCAGCCUAAAAGGGACCCCUCGCCUGUUUCUGGGCCCAGGCACCUGCUCCGACUCUCCGGCAAGUGCUUCAGCCUAGUGGAGGCCACGUACAAGUAUGAGUUCUGCCCCUUUCACAAUGUCACCCAGCAUGAGCAGACCUUCCGCUGGAAUGCCUACAGUGGGAUCCUGGGCAUCUGGCAUGAAUGGGAGAUCACCAACUACACCUUCUCGGGAAUGUGGAUGCGGGACGGGGACUCCUGUGGCUCCAAGAGCAGACAAACCAAGGUGGACCUAACCUGUGGGAAGAGCCAUAGGCUGGCCCAGGUGUCAGAGCCCAGCACCUGUGUGUACUCGCUGACCUUCGAGACUCCACUCGUCUGCCACCCCCAUGCCAUGCUAGUGUACCCCAUGCUGCCUGAGGCCCUACAGCAGAGGUGGGACCACCUGGAGCAGGACCUAGUGGAUGAGCUCAUCACUCCUCAGGGCCAUGCUAAACGACUGCGGUUGCUUUUUGAGGAGGCUGGCUACUUAAAGGCCCCAGAAGACACAACCCAGCAGGAAGGAGUCUCUAGGGGCCAGGCCUUUGAGACCCUGGAGAGCUGCAGUCAGGCGCACAAGGAGCUGGCCAAAGAGGUGAAGAGGCUUCAGGGGCUGCUUACCCAACACGGCAUCCACCACGAAGCUGCAGGCACUCCCAGCUCCCAGCAUCAGGACCAGGUGACCUCUACGCAAAGCCCCCAAGCACAGCUGCACGGAGACCCGGGUUGGCCUGACAACACCUUAUGA
Molecule: messenger RNA, 846 nt
Organism: Elephantulus edwardii (Cape elephant shrew)
Lineage: Eukaryota; Metazoa; Chordata; Mammalia; Macroscelidea; Macroscelididae
Gene: GNPTG
Product: N-acetylglucosamine-1-phosphate transferase, gamma subunit
Exons: 10
Coding region: 13-846 (277 amino acids)
Cellular component (GO): Golgi apparatus
Source: RefSeq, a predicted model, not a curated record